This is a messenger RNA of Zea mays, 2004 nucleotides long. Its product is annotated as Lipase/lipooxygenase PLAT/LH2 family protein. NCBI's taxonomy places the organism in Eukaryota, Viridiplantae, Streptophyta, Magnoliopsida, Poales, Poaceae. The record is from RefSeq and is marked validated. Bases 178 to 1461 code for a protein of 427 amino acids. The transcript has 4 exons.
AACGCGGCACGCCUCUUGCCUCACCACAGGCCAGACGAAGAAGCGGACCACACGCCACCAGCUCCACCUCCACGGAAUCAGACGGUCUCCUCCUCCUUUUCUUUCUCCCGUGGACUGCAGCGCCGCCGGGUAGAGAUCCCAAAUCUGCGCCUCGACCAAUUCCUCCUUCCUCCGAGAAUGGUGAUCCUCUAUCCAGGGUGUGUUGCUCCAACAGUUCACCGUGAUUUUCUGCCCAGAUGGGUGCUGCUGAACAACAGCUCGAGAAUGUACUGCCAUGUCUUUCCAGAUAGAACGAAACCGAAAAGGCAAUACAGGCAUCAGUGGGUGCCUUGCUUCUCCAAGGGAUCUUCGUUCCAAGAUCCACUGCCCUCUGUAAAGCCUUCACGCCUUCUUCCAGCAGAGGAACUAAAGACAUAUCCCAACACUGUUCCUGAGGAGAUAUUUAACACGAUCAUACUAGAUGACUCCGAUGCAUUCUAUGUGCUAGAACUGAGCACGAGUAGAGAAUUUAGUUCCUCUUUGGAUAAAAAUUCUGCAAUCUUAAUCUGCCUAUUUGAUGUCGAUGGUGACUCCCUAUUACAAAGAGUACCGGCAAUCUAUUUGGGUCAACCUACACAUGGAUUUAAGACAGAGCAGCAGAUACCCUUCCAAAGUGGUUCAGUUGAUAUCGUUACUUUCAAGGGGUCAAAACUGAAAACGAUUAAAGAAGUCUGGAUCGGUCUUGAAUCAGGUUCAUGGAGAUUAGAUGGUUUGAGCUUGAAAGUAAUACAUGGACCAGUUGGUCAGCCUAAAGAAAUAAAUGGAACUCCAGAACAGAAGUUCAGCGGUUUGCAGUACACUUUUGAGAACGUAAAUGUGUUCCUUGGAGAUGAUGGAGCUUCAGUAGCUGAAGCAAGGCCGACGGCUAUCACUGACCUCUCAGGAGUCGGCCUUUCUGAUCUUCAACAAGGGAUGUUAUCCUCAAGAAGCAAAGCUUCAAGCAUUCAGGAAGUAAGAGAGGAUGGGUUGAGAGAGUACGCCGACCUUAAACAAUCUCUGCUGCUCUAUGACGCAUCUAUAGUGAUAACCGGCUUCUCUACCUUCAUCUUGGCUUCAAAUGACAGCGCUGCCUAUUCGUUCCUGAUAGGUGGCAUUGGAGGGUUCCUGUACCUGUUGCUGCUCCAAAGAUCGGUUGAUGGUUUGCCUGUGAUCGGUUCACCUUCAGAAGCUGGCGGUGCACAGCCUUCGGUAAAAAGUUUCAGCGGUGUAAGGAGGCCAUGGUUGAUACUAUCACUAGUACUGGUUGCAGGUGCAGUUGCACUGAAGUAUGGUGCUGGAGGCGACAGCUUUGCGCUCACACCCACCGACCUCUUUGUUGGCACUGCAGGGUUCCUAGCAAACAAGGUUGCUGUUCUUCUUGCAGCGUUCAUGCCUAUGCUAAGUGACUCAAAGAGUGAAGAUGGAUCUGGUGACAGCAGUUAAUUGGACUUCUUUAAAAAUAUGUUAGUAAUAGUUUCCUAUAGAAGAUCUGUAUUCAAGACUGGAACGGAAUUAGCUGAAGUGCAAAGGACAAGUCCUAGUUUCUGAACUGGAAAAAAGAACCCUCUCAUCUUGGUGACUGUGUCAUCCUUGCAAGGGUUCAAUUCACAGCAAGAGUUCAAGUGUUGUGGCAGUUUGAAGUCAGAAACUUAAGUUGUAUUUUUCAGACAUGCAGGACAGCUGUGUAUCAUUAUAUCAAGAAGAAGAAGAACAAAAGUCUAGGAUACUUUGAAGCACCCUUAGAAAGGCAUGACCAGUACAGCAGAAGAAAAACAGAGACACAAAAACUAAGGACAUGGCCAUAAACUACGGAGCGUUUUGGCUUUUGCCAUACAGCACAACUUGAUUUCAUCUUAGAAACUUGAGUUGUAGUAUAGUAUACUCACCUAUCGGACACUGAACUGUUAAGAUGAUAUACCGACUACAGCUUUGUUGUAUGUAAAAAUAUGACAUUUGUGAGGUUAAAUACACAGUAACUAUCGAAAC